UCUCUCACACUCACACUCACAAACACUCACACACCUCAGUGAAAGCCUCUCACAUUCCCACAAGCGUAGAAGCGCUUUGGAGGAAUUGGCUGCCUCGUCUUUCUCCGGAUCAGAGGAAUAAAGACACGCUUUACACGCCGGUUUACACUGCUCACCGUUUUUCUUAAAUCUUGCUGCUGAGAUUUUCUAAAAGGAGAUUUUUUUUUGUCCUUUCUUUGAGGUGAAAUCAAGUUUUUGGACGCGAACAUCGGGGUAGCGAGAGUUUUACGCGUUACAGCCAGGAGGGACCUCACAUCAGCGGCUUUUGCAGCCUUUUCCCCAAUGAAACAAGGGCUGUUUUUCCGCUGGGGAAUUACAACCUGAGUGUUUACGACUUUAAAUAGGCGGAAUGUUUUAAAGGAUUUUCCCUCGGUCGUAAUAAGGAGCGUGUUUCACCGCCCUCAUUGUCCUGAGCGCACAUUCUCUCCAUAUGGCGUAAAACGUGUUCCGCGCUGAAUAAAGUCAAAUAGACACUUUAAAAAGGUCGCAAACCCAACUCGACCCAGACAAACUGUAAUAAUGACAUUGCAUCGUCUCCAUUAAGGACCUUGGUUGUGAGUAAAGACUGUGCGGUUGUUUUCCAAACCCUGCAUGGGAGCUGAACUGUCUCCUGUCAUCUUCAUUUUCUCCGGCAUGGCAUUUCUUCGGAAGUAGCCUUCAAAGUGGAAGAUGGCUUUUUACUUUCCCCCAGGUUACAGCCUAACCCCCCUCCAUGCCUAAGGGCACAGUGACUGAGAAAACUCGGCUUUUUGCAAAGGUUAAGUAUGACUGCAGCAGCAGGUGUGCUAACUGGCUUGGCUAAGCUAAAACGCCAAGACUCUGCCCGCUCUCAGCACCGGCCCAUACCACCUACAUCGCCAGGCCUGGGAAACCCCACCCCAGAGGCUGCCCCCAGAAAGCGCAAACGACGCACCGAUGUUGUGGUAGUACGCGGUAGGCUCCGCCUCUACUCCGCCUCUGGGUUUUUUCUCCUCCUGGGACUAGUCAUCUUGGCCAUCGGGAUCGGCAUGGCAACACUGGGUUACUGGCCGCACGGUGAAACAAUGCCCUCGGCCAAAUUGCCGACUGGAGGAGGAUCUAAGACAGCAACUGCUGGAGGAGCUAAAACAUCUGCCACAGGCGAAGGAAAUGAAGCCAAGAUGGCCGUCACAGAGGUGGACGUGGGUAACUCCAGCACGAGUCAUAAUGUGCAAGAUACACCCUCCAAGCAGACUGGGGGCGCUCUGACGCGGUUCCUGGAACAGCAUCUUCACUCUGAGAGGAUGAAGAUGCUCGGGCCCUUCACCAUGGGCAUUGGGAUUUUCAUCUUCAUCUGUGCUAAUGCCAUUCUUCAUGAAAACAGAGACAGGGAAACUAAGAUAAUCCAUAUGAGAGACAUGUACUCCACAGUCAUUGACAUCCAUCGCCUCAGGCAGAGAGAGCACAAACAACACCAUCACCGCAACAGCACCUAUGCAAGAGAAGUUGGGGAUCUUCGAGCCUUUGGAGCUGAUAACGCAGCACGGUUGGCCAGCAACUCCCUCCUCGCGUUCUCCUCUCGGGCCGGAGGUGGAGGGUCCACAGAGGAGGAGGAGGUGCUGUUAGGGGACGAGGAGUUUCACAGACACAGGGAGCAGGCUAAGUUGGAUUGUAACUUUGCGGGGCUGCUGGCGCCGCUCUACAAGGAUCGCCCUUUCUGCGGCCCGGGGCUCGGGUUGGCUCGCUCGGAUUCGGUGCGCCACCAGUGGUCGGUGGACGGAGAUGGGGAGAAGGGAGGACACCAUGCACGCUUUAUUGUCUCCUCCUCUAUCUCUGCAUUUACUCUCCCUGUUAUAAAACUCAACAACUGCGUUAUUGAUGAACCAGAGAUGGAGGCGAUUACUGAGGAGGACAGAGGAGGAGGCAGAAGAGACGGAGAAAGGUCACAGCCUCUCAGCUCCAUGGAGUCUCUGGUUGUUCCUGUAGCAUCUGUUGCUAAGGCCUCCAAACCACCGGGCUUACAACGGAGUAACUCUGCCUCCUCCUCUUCCCACUGCUCCUCGGUCUCCUCUUCCUCCCUCUCCCCAGCUCCCUCCUCUACCUCAGGCUGCUGGCUCUCCCCGGGAGCAGCAAGGAGUGACUUUGGCUCCAACUCCUCUCUGCACAUGCUCAGCAGCCACUCCAAAUCUCUGGACCUGGAGCGCAGACCGAGCAUGCUCAGUGUGCACCCGGAGCAGCGGAAGCACCCCAGCUGGCCCCGCCUCGACCGUAGCAACAGCAGCCGCAGUACCGGUGGCAACCGGGGCAGCAGCAAAGGCUACAUGCGGCUGGAGGACAGGGAAGAGCAAGGGGAGCGGCUGUUAGAUGUGUCACCGUCCGUGACAGUGAGGCGCGACUACAGUAAGCGGGAGAAGCUGCUAAUGAUAUCGAGGUCGCAUAAUAAUCUGAGCUUUGAGCAUGACGAGUUUAACAGCAGCACACUGAAGAGGGGCAGCUCUGAGACUCGAUUCUGAAGACCAUGAACUAAAGGUUGAAGACAGUUCUGUCCUGUUCUGUAGUAUCCUUUCCAGACAGUAGUGACAGAGCGUACAGUGCGUUUGUGUCAGACGGAAACUGAUGAGUUUAACAGCUGCACCCUGAAGAGAGGAAGCUCAAAUGUGGUUUCAAAGACACUUUACUUUUUUGAGCAGCAGGCUGGAGAGAAGUUAGUAAUGGACCAUCUUGCAAGGUAAAAGGUUCAGGUCUCAUGUCAGCAAGACACUAAAUGCCUACUGUACCAGGUCCAGGGGUGCUGUAGCUGACCCUGACCUCUGACCUCUGUGGAGGGAGACAAUUGAAAAAAGAAGUUCCCUACAGGGAUCAAUAAAAAAUAAAUCACAUUACAUUAUCUGUCUGCUUUAUACAUACAUAGUUCUAAUAAAGUUUUAACAGGAUCUCAACCCUGAGACAACGCUUUAGGAGCGAUACUGUUUCAAUAUAACAGGUUUUGAAACUUGCUUUUCUGCUGGUGAAAUCAAGGACACACUGGAAGCACUUUGAGCAUGUUUCUUCCUCAGGUUAGCAGUGACACAAAGUCAAAUCUUUAAUAAAAAGGUGUAGACACAACCCGAGAAAUGAGCAAGAGAAGAAGCUUCAUAGACAAUAUUACAAUACAAUAAUAGUAAUAUUAAUGAUUUUAGCUUGUAUGGCACCUUUGAAAACAAAGUUACAAAGUGUUCAAUAGGGUUGUAUAGAGGCUAAUCUACCGGUCUUGACACAAAAACAUAUGAAAAUUAAACUCAUCCAGAAUCAGCUUGUAACUUAUAGCCUUGGUGUAAACCUAUAUAAGAAUACGUAAUGGCAUACUGCAGCGACAAGGCUCUAAAAUCCAAAAGUUAUAGAUAUUAGUGGUAAAGUAUUUGUUUUAAAGGUGGUUUAUGUGUGUUUGUGUGUCUGUCUGAUCCUCAGAUUGUAGCAGAUGUAGAGAUCCACACAAAGAGCAAAGUCAGACCAACUCAGUUACUAUUAAUGUCAAUACGCUACAGCACAGAAUGAGUUAAAUCAAGAUGCUAGGCUGUGAAAUACAAUAAUGGAGUCCAUAUUGCCCUGCAGUCACAAUAUUGCUGCCCUUUCCCAAGAACUAUAGUGAGAAGUUUUGUGUGUCCGCUACUGUAAACCAUAAGUAACAAUCUCUGUCUCUGGCUCUGCUACAGGCAUUUAAGUUUAUUUUUUACUAGAAAACAUUGACUUCACUCAGGAUAUGCAGUCUGUCAUCAUAUUUUGGCUCUGGACUAUUGAAAAAACAAUAUUUGAAACAAAAAUCAGUAUAAAAGAGAGCGUGAUGUACUGACAUUGCACUCGAGCCAAUCGAGUAAAUCACCAUGUACAGACUUAUCUUGUACUAUGGGAGCUGUAAUAUUAAAGUCCAUCUGAAAUUAAAUAGCAUUUUUUUUUAUCUGCUACAGCAUACAUAUCUGCUCUGUAAAUCACUUGUCUUGUGUUCUUUGAGAAAAAAAUCAGAAACCAAAAGGAAGAAAUGCCUUUUUCAUAUUUUCUGGUUUCAUGAUAGUGCCCCUCUACUGUACGUAGACCUUAUUUCGAUACAGCCAAUCUAAUCUUGAAUAAAGCAGUUAACGUCAGCGUUCUAUCACAGACAGAGCACAUGGUCAAACUGAGCCAGACAGCAGCUACGCAACACAAGAGCCACAGACUCUGAACAACAACCCACAUUAGCUUUCCUGCUAAAGUCUCCUUGUUAUCUGCAAACAUGAACACACGUAUUGUCAAGCUUGUUGAACGAGCGACCAAACAAACAUUCGAAAAGUGGACUGCUAACAUCAGCUUGCAGGCUAUAUCGCCAACUAGCUAUUCAGCUGCAGCACAUUAAACAGCAUGUAAACAUACCCGCAAAUAUCACUUCAGCCUGGUUAGAAACUGGUGUGCUCCUUACUCUUCAAAACCACAUUUAUGAUCUUUUCCCAAAGACCUUAUUUCUUACUUUUAAUAAUAAAAAACUAUUAACAAUACAUUUAAAAAACAUGUUGAUAUUUUUUUUGACUACAAAAAGGGAUGACAAAACGUGAUUUCAGUUGGACUUUAAAAUGUGAGCCAUGCUGUUUUCUGCUACAGUCCCCGUUGACGACACAUUCUGUGUUGUUUUUUAUUUAUUUAUUUAUUUCACAUGGUGAAUAUUUGACAAUAUUCGCCAUGUGAUGAUGAUUGCAGGUUUCAGGAAUUCAGCCACUGAGCAACAUAGUAAUAAUGUCUCAGCAUAUUUUGUUAUUAACAUGUUGACAAGGUGACAAGACAUUGCUCUUGUCUGUCGUCAGUAUAUGAGCUGAUAUGUUGCCUCCAUAUUGCUCAGUAUUUCUGUUUCAGGUUUUGUUUGGUUUCUCAGCUACCAUAACAAUACCGUAACACAUUUAUUAAUGUCAUCAAAACAUCUUCUGUGCUACUUUUAAUGCAACACAUGUGAACAAUAAAACAUCAACACCACAUGUGUGUUGAAAUAGACAGAGCCCUUUUUAAGAGUGCAGGAAUCUUGCCAGAGCUUCAUUAACUGGUUCCCUGCAGUUUAUGAGUCAAUGUCCAAUUUUAUCCUCUCUCAAAAUAAACAGUAUUUUCACUGAAA
Messenger RNA from Siniperca chuatsi (mandarin fish), 5107 nucleotides. RefSeq names its product transmembrane protein 200A (gene tmem200a). The transcript has 5 exons. The record is from RefSeq and is a predicted model, not a curated record. NCBI's taxonomy places the organism in Eukaryota, Metazoa, Chordata, Actinopteri, Centrarchiformes, Sinipercidae. Bases 804 to 2510 code for a protein of 568 amino acids.